Hippocampus comes (tiger tail seahorse) is the source of this 4764-nucleotide messenger RNA. It is a transcript of the gene rab3gap2, whose product is annotated as RAB3 GTPase activating protein subunit 2 (non-catalytic). The record is from RefSeq and is a predicted model, not a curated record. The transcript is spliced from 35 exons. Gene Ontology annotation, biological process: regulation of GTPase activity. Lineage: Eukaryota; Metazoa; Chordata; Actinopteri; Syngnathiformes; Syngnathidae. The coding region runs from base 253 to 4353 and encodes 1366 amino acids.
UUUCUUCCACUUCUGGACGGCAAGUACUGCGCACAUUUAAUACCGGAGACACGUAUUCGCAUCAGGUCGCGUUAUUUUUCUUACGGCAAUAACAAAAGGUGAUAUUGUUUGGAGGGUGUUUUAGCACGACAGCGGGGAUUUAGAAGUUUAACGCGAGGCUACGUUGCUCUUCUACAAGUGGACUGUUUUAGUACACAGGCUAACUGUUUUAUUUUCCUGUCAAAAUUUGGGUCCAGGUUGGACGGAUUUGACAUGUCCUGCGGCUUGUUGGAGUUUUGUCGUCUCCAAGAGCUGAAGACAGUCAGGGACUAUUUGUUCCACGGUCAAACUGAGCCUGUGGAGAACAAUCAAACUGCUGAAAAUGAAUUUUCGUGGGACACCUCUGACUGGGAAACAGCAUGGGACAGUGACAAGAGCAAACAGCAAGAAACCACAUCGGCUACAUCGGUGGAGGAAACCACAGAGCUAAGUGGACCAUGGCUACAGAACUGCACGGUGUCCCUCUCUCCCUGCUCAGAUCUGCUUGUGGUGGCUCAUGAGCAAAAGGCUGUCUUUCUCUCAGCUAAGUGGCGAACAGAUGGUGGUGGCAGAGAAGAGAUGACCCUGGCUGUGUCUUGGAGUGGAAUACUCAGCACUGAAGAAGGAGAGCGCGUGAGCAGCACCAUCUGUAUACCGCUGGCAAGCCAGAAAAGAAGCUCCACUGGGCGACCGGACUGGACAUGUGUUGUUGUUGGUUUCACAUCUGGCCAUGUCCGCUUCUACACAGAGAAUGGAGUUCUGCUUCUGGCGCAACUGCUUCACGAGGACCAAGUCUUAAGGCUGAAGUGUCGCACGUAUGAGAUCCCUCGCCAUCCUGGAGUAACUGAGCAGCAUGAAGAGUUAAGCAUCCUCUACCCUGCUGCCCUGGUCACCAUAGAUGGUUUCAGCCUCUUCCAGUCACUGCGCGCUUGCCGGAACCAGGUGGCAAGAGCGGCAGCCGUUGGUAGUGAUGUGAUUCAGCCUCCUCCCCUGGCUUAUAAGAAGUGGGCUCUCCAGGACAUGGACGCGAUUGUAGACCACUGUAGUGUGGGUGUCAUGACGCUAAAUGUGUUUGAUCAGAUGAAGAAUGCCUCUAUUUUGGGGGGGUUCAAUGCUUCAGUAAAAGGCAGCCCCCCUGCCAUGAGCCAGUACGUGACUGUCGGAGGGGGCCCAUACACUGGCUUUUACUAUGCUGUCGAGGGAAGCACCCAGCCUCUUCUUUCUCACGUGGCUCUCGCUGUGGCCAGUAAACUGACAUCAGCCCUCUUCAGUGCUGCCAGUGGAUGGCUAGGAUGGAAUAAGCAUAAGAAUGAAGAUGAGACAGUCCAGAAACACAAGCCCAAGGUUGAACCUGCCACACCCUUGGGGAUCAGAUUUGGUCUCCCGGACUCUCGCCGCCAUGGCGAGUCCAUUUGCCUGUCCCCUUGUAACACGCUAGCCGGAGUAACUGACGACUUUGGUCGAGUCACGCUGCUGGACCUAAACAGAGGGAUUGCAAUUCGUAUGUGGAAAGGUUACAGAGAUGCGCAGCUGGGUUGGUUGCAUGUUCCAGAGGAGCAAGUCAGUCGGGAAAGUUCCCUCUCAACUUCCGUCCCCAGGCGCCAUGCACUGUUUCUGGUUAUUUACGCCCCGCGCAGGGGGAUCCUGGAGAUAUGGGCAAUGCAAUAUGGACCUCGAGUGGGCGCAUUCAAUGUCGGCAAACACUGCAGGUUGCUGUAUGCGGGUUACCGUCUGUUAGGGGUGAACAGUGUGACCAGUCAGGGCUGGAAGAUCCACAUCCAUCAAGUGUGUUUGCUGGAUCCCGUCACAGGAACCCUAAGGACUGUGAAUGUUCCCUUCCACCUGGCCCUCAGCGACAAGAAGAGUGAAGGGGCCAAAGAUAUGCAUUUGUUUAAGAAACUGACAACAAUACUCAAGAGCAGAGAUAUGGAGCCUGAUAUUUUGGAGAGUGAGGCCAAAGACGUGCUGCUGGAUAUCAAACAGUCCUCCAUUCAAAAACAGGCUUUGGAGUCUUUGCUGUCCAACAAGAGCAUUCCUGUCUUGUGUCUCACGAACAUCACAUGCGCCUUACUCAGCGCUCUGCAGCAGCAAGACGCCGACCAAGUGGAUCCAGUGUUAAUGCAGCUCUGCUCCUCCCGGCUGAAACUGCUUCAGCUUUAUACUGACAUCCACCACAUGAACUCUUCUGCCGACAGUGAGGAUCGCAACGAGGCUCUGGACUCCCUUGAUGGCACUGAGGGUGAUUUGGCACGUGUGAGUCCCACCUUGCAACGUUACACCAAGCUCAACUCGAGGCCCAGCGUUUCUUUUGUUCAAGACGCACCAGACGCACCUCUUCCCGCCCAAACCUUCCUCUCGCAGAUUGAAUGCACAGAGGAUGGGCAGUUAAAGCUUAUCCACCAUUCUGAACCAGAAUGGAACCAGUUAGGGAGCUUCAUCUUCUGGGGUUGCCUGUGUGGUAAAAGCCCACCACAUAAGAUCUGUGACAAACUGCAACAGGCUGCCAUUGGCCCAACGCAGCUACUAUCUCUGUUGUUAAGUGUAUGGUUGCAACGAGAAAAGGAGGUGCUCCAGACCCCGACAGAAUGUCUUCGAAACCUUCACGAAUUACUGGUUCUCCUCAGCAACAUGGACGGCGCCAUCGAAGAGUCAUGGGACCCCCAAUCUGUGUCCCCUUGGUGGCAGCAGUGCCGCAACAUCUUGGUGCAGUCACACAACUCUGCGGCCGCUCUGCUGGCUGCUUUUGUUGCUCAUCGUGCCGCUAGGGCCAGCAUCACCAACAGGGCAGACAGCAAGUUACAGUCAGAGUGGGAAGCUGUGUCUUUGGAGCUGGAGCACUGGGUGGUGUGCGUUCGUCAGCUGGAGGAUGUACUUGUGCUGCAGACGCUACUCUUGGUGCCACCGACUGUCGGAGCAGCAGGAGGCCCCGCUGCGCUGUGUUCCAUAAAAACACUGCUGGAGGGAGGCUCAGGUGGUAUCACUGACAAUGUCUCCAAGUGGGUGUUCAGGCACAACCUGGCCUCUGAGCAACUCAAAGAAAUCCUUCAGGAGAGCAAGGAUAAGGAUGAAGAGGGUGCAGGAGAAGAUGUAAAAGUGGUAGAAAGUCGAGAGACCGCGGAUGGAACGGCAGAGGUGUUGAUGACUGUUUGCAAGCGCUUUCCACACUCCCUCUCCCCAAACUUGCUCUUCGCUCAUUGCUGCUGGGAGUUUGUGGUGCAGUGGAACAAAGACCCAGAGGAGGGUGCACACUUGUGCCGGGCCGUUGAACAUCUGAAGCUUGUUUCCAGUCCGCAUAUCCAACUAGGUAUUUGCACGAUGAUGUGGAGUACGUUUAUUGUCAAACGCUUCUCGGCAGCAGCCUUCCUCAUUGAGAAGGUGGGAAAAGCACCCAAAGAUCGCCUGUGCCGACGGGAUGUUGGAAUGGGAGACAAAGCUAUGACCUCCUUUUUGGGAUGCUGUGUCCAGCUGCUGCAGGUCCUCAUGGAGGCGGAUUCUGCGGUAGCCGAGGUUCCUCCUCCAGAGUUGUCCGUGGAGGAGGUGUGGUGCGGAGCCGAGGGCCCUGCCUCCAUUGCUGAACUUGCCCUCGAUCAGAAAGGUGUUCACUAUCCCCUGGUGCAGCAUCACUGUCUGCUAGCCUCCCUGCUACACGCCGCCUUGACUUUCAGCUUGAAGGUCAAACCCCUCAGCCUGUUUGACAGUAAGGGUAAGAAUGCUUUCUUUCGAGACCUGACCACCAUUCAGCUCCUGCCAAGUGGAGACACCGACCCAGGACUGGUUUUAUUAAGACAGGAGUUUCUUCUCCGGGUGCUCACCGCCUGGGUGCAGUGUAUGGACGAUCCGUCCGUGUCCGCCUCGAGUGCCGGACCCCGCAUGCUGCCCUCGAAUGGUCCCCAGGCCGUGUGGUGGCCCUCGCUGUGUCUGGAGCUGGGAGGCCUGCUGCAGGUCACCCCCGACAUCCUGCGGCGACACCUGGUGUGCCAGCUCUACAACCAGGGCCUGGACCCGCACGCAGAGGAGGUGAUGUUGCAGGUAGAAGACAAGGACGUGCUGGGCUCUCAGCUUCUGAUGAUCACAGGACAAAGGCUGAGCUACUCACUGCUGCACAAUCAGGACCAGACGCAGCCCGCUAUGGAGAUACUGGCCCGCCUGCCCCCCACCUUGUGCACGUGGCUCAAGGCUAUGGACCCCAGUGAGCUGCGUUGCCCCCUGGUGCCCCUCUUUCAGACGAGCAGGCUGGUGGGCCAUGUGAUAGAGAUGCUUCCGGAGAACCACGCCCAGUACAGCUUGGCGCUGCACCUCUUGGAGGCCGUGGACGCCCUUACAACGGAAGACUGAUUGACUCUCUGGACAUUGACAGUUAAUUUUUUUUAGGACAUGACUCACAUGACACAUCAUGAGCUCCUCAAAUAAAUAAUGUUCAGUCAACAAAGGCCACAUUUCCCUUGUUUUCACAUGGGGUUUAUUUCCUUCUUCAUGUUAAUAAUCUUUUUAACAUCCCAUAUUUUUGUAUGUAGUAAUUUAUGAUACUCCUGAAUAUUUGAGUUGAUGAUCCUUAGCUUCAUUCAAGUCUGCGUCACUUAUGUCUGAAGAGGAAGAACCUUGUUUCAUGGUGUGUCUGGAUAAACUAUUGCGAUAAUGGACGGAUGGAUGUGCAUAUAUGCAAGCACUUCUGUACUCGCAGUGCCUGAAAGCCUUUUAUUUACUAGUUCUGGUCCCAAUGGACAGAAUAAACAAAGAGGUAGCACU